Callorhinchus milii (elephant shark) is the source of this 2669-nucleotide messenger RNA. It is a transcript of the gene pdzk1, whose product is annotated as PDZ domain containing 1. The transcript is spliced from 9 exons. Gene Ontology annotation, molecular function: protein-membrane adaptor activity; protein binding. NCBI's taxonomy places the organism in Eukaryota, Metazoa, Chordata, Chondrichthyes, Chimaeriformes, Callorhinchidae. Gene Ontology annotation, biological process: protein localization to plasma membrane. Gene Ontology annotation, cellular component: apical plasma membrane. The record is from RefSeq and is a predicted model, not a curated record. Bases 84 to 1706 code for a protein of 540 amino acids.
CUUUGAUCAAAGUUCAUAGGUGCAUGUUGCACAUACGAGCAGGAGCUGGGUCAGCGGGGGAGAGGUUACUGUAAAUCCAGACAAUGGCAACCAUAAUCCAGCCUCGAAUUUGUAAACUGACAAAGCAAGAAGGUCAGGCCUUUGGUUUUUNCCUGAGGGUUGAGAAGGACACAGAUGGACAUCUGAUUCGUUCAAUUGUGAAGGAAAGUCCAGCUGAGCAGGCCGGCAUGAGGGACGGUGACAGAGUCUUGAGAGUUAACGACACCUUUGUGGAUAAGGAUGAUCACCACCAAGUGGUGGAAAAAAUUAAAACAUAUGGAAAUCAAGUCACCUUUGUGGUAUUGGAUGAUGUAUCUUAUGUAAAUGCUAAAAAGCAAGGCUCUGAUCUAAUUGAAAUCAGCAAUCUAAAUUCCAAAUUCAUCCAGCCGGUGAUUAAUGGAGUAAAUGGGAAAACAGCACAGCCAAAACUCUGUUAUCUGGUGAAGGAGUCUUCUGGCUACGGUUUUUCACUGAAGUCCACAGAGGGAAUUCCUGGCUUGUUCAUCACUGAAGUUUCCUCAAUUGGGGUUGCAGCCGAAGCUGGUGUACAAUUAAAUGACCGACUGAUUGAACUGAAUGGAGAAAAUGUUGAAAAUUUUACACAUGAGCAAGUGGUUUCUAAGAUCAAAGGAGCAGAAGACUACAUUGUCCUGCUGCUUGUUGAUGAGGAGUCGGACAAAUACUUCAAAAACAAGAAGAUUACCAUUGUGGCACCCAUGGCAAGUGUAAAAAACCUUCCUUACCAGCCACGAGUAGCAGACAUUACCAAAGGACCAGAUGGCUAUGGCUUCUACUUGAGAGAUGAACAAGGACAUCAAGGUAUAAGUCACUACAUCAGGGAUAUUGACCCAGACAGUCCUGCAGAGAAAUCUGGGCUUGUUGAUGGUGAUUGUCUGGUGGCUGUGAAUGGAGACGAUGCAGAUCAGUUGGAGCAUGAGGCUUUGGUGGAGAAGAUAAAGAAGUGUGGGAGCAGAACUACCUUCCUUGUUGCUGAUUCACAAACUCAUGAACUUUAUAAGAAGGCUGGUAUUUCUCCUAUUUGCUACUGGAAUGAGGUAUGCAAGCCACAUAGGCAUCAGGAACUUGAAAUUGAAACUCCAAAUCAGACCACCGAGGCCGGAGAGGAGCAGAGAUUUAAACUGCGCCAUAUUUUUAAAGGAGACGAAGGAUAUGGCUUCAUUCUCGAUUCAACUGAGGGUGUACAAAAGAAGUUUAUUAAACAGGUGGUUGCAGGAAGUCCAGCAGAAAAGGCAGGCUUGGAAGAGAAUGAUGUAUUAAUUGAAGUGAAUGGUGUGAAUGUGGAAGGUGACACCUAUGACGAAUUAGUGAGAAGAAUCAACCAAAGCGGAGAUCGGCUCAGCAUGCUAGUUAUUGGAAGGGAAGAGUACAACCUCCAUGAGAUGAAGAAAAUACCAACCAAUUCCUUUUUGAGCUCAGCAGAAACUCCUGAAUUAGCAUCUCCUGCAGCCCAGACCGAAGAACAGUCGGACGGACAGUUAGACGGACAGUCGGACAAACAGUCGGAUAGACAGAUAGAUAAACAGAUGGAGGAGAGCAAUUCUGAAGAACCAAUUGCUGACAGUCCACCAGAGGAAAAUAAAGAACGGGCAGAAUCAAUAUCCUCAUCUUCACCUGAAGAGGAAUCAGACGAUGACACACAAAUGUAAACAGAUUUUGAAAGGAAACCCCAGCAGAAGUACCACAGUCACUUGGUUUGGCAGUGCUCACUAACAAGACCUACAGCAGCUUCAGUCUUGAAUUCCUGCUAUUAUCGAUAAUCAAAUUGUUUUUCUAGUCAAGCAAAUAUUUUCAAUGAUAAGUCAUGCCUCUCCCACUUCAAUUGGCUGCCUUUCCACCAAACUCUGUUUGAACAAUAAUAUUGUUUUGCUCGUCAUUAAUUUCAUAGCCACACAUGGUACACUUAGCAAUGCAUUACUUUGAACACAAUUAAAAGAAACGUAGAGCAAAAUGAACAAUGUGAAGCGAGUGAUAAUUCAGUACUACAGAACUCAUGAUAUGGACUUUAUCAGGGAUCCGUACAUUUGUCAACCGCAGUACCUCUUUCCUGCUAUGUAUCCUUUAUAUAAUUGUAUUUUACCCUACAGUUGAUGAAUGGUUUUCCAAGAGUAUAUCGCAAGGCAAUAAUCAGACCUUGGUUUGGGGGAUUGGGAUGUACAAGUAUAAAUCUGCUAAAGGAUUGUGCAAGCUUUAAUAAUUCAGCCUCAAACAAUAAUAUGGUGUCCAUGACAUGUUUAUUCUGAUCUAGUGUUGUGGACAUAUUGAGAUAGUUACAAAUGAAUUUCUGUAAUAAAGACUACGCCAGUGAACAAAUGUGCCAGUAACUGUACAAAGAAUAGGGAGCCAGCGCUAGAUAUUUGAGUGUAUGGUUUACUGUCAAAUUAUGAAGACUACAAGUCUAGUUCUCAAAAAAAAUAUCCAAGACAAAGUAUCAAUUUUAGCAAUUGUGAAUAGUAAAGUUCCUUUCACAUACCUGAUGGGAUUGCUGUGCUACAAUCACAUGCAGAUAAUGAGAUCAGAUACUGAAUUAAUUAUUAUAUCUAACACCAACUGCUGCUUCACGUACAACUUAAUUGAACUAAAUAAAAUGAAAUGGCUGAAAGUCUCACAAA